AUGAGUGGUGAGCAGGGAUAUGACACAAACAGCCUUCGAUCAACUCUUGCUCAGACUUUGGCCGCUGUGGGGUUCAGCAUUUACUGUGUCAACAUUGGCCUCAUCCACACAAUGCCGACCAUCAUCAUAGGCGAUCUCACAAACCAGGACUCGUCCUUGGGUCUCUCGGAGACUCAGGCUUCGUGGUUUGGCAGUCUGUACUACAUCAUGCAGCCCUUUGGUAGUCUAGUAUCAGGUAUUCUGCAGGACUCACUGGGAAGGAAGAGGUCUGUCAUGAUGAUCAAUCUACCCCAACUGACUGCUUGGGCUAUCCUAUACUUCUCAUCGUCCCCCACGCAUCUGUACGUCUCUAUCGCUCUCAUGGGCCUCUCCAUCGGCUUCCUGGAGGCCCCCAUCCUCUCCUACAUCGGGGAAGUAACCCAGCCUAGACUUCGAGGGGUCUUCAGCUCUUUCAUGGGGAUUUUCUACAACGCCGGCCUCAUGGUGGAGACGUUCCUCGGGGCAUCGUUACCAUGGCGCACCAUGGUCUUGUGGAACAUGAUCGGUCCUCUGGUGGCAUUCUUUGCUAUGGCGAUGCUGCCAGAAUCCCCUGCAUGGCUGGUGACUAGAGGCAAGAUUGCAGAAGCAGAGAAAGCUUACCAAUGGCUGAGAGGAUGGGUGUCUACGGAAGCAGUGAAGGAAGAGCUAGACACCCUUGUACGUUACGUAGGGGACUUCCGGGGACACUCUGUAAACAGCCCAGAGUACAGGCUUGUAGCACCUGAUGAAGGUCCAGAUAUAACCCGACAGAAGAGGUGCAACAAUCGUUGGAAAGUUAUCAUGGAGCCAGAAGUUCGCACAGCUUUUCGCAUCAUUCUCGUAUUUUUCUCUGUUGUACCAUUUGCCAGCUUGUUUGCCAUGAGGCCAUUCUUCAUACAAAUUCUUGAAGGUCUUAAUCUACCAGUCCAGUCUCACAUUAUUGUGGCGAUCUGCGGGGCUGUCUCCUUGCUGGGUGCGGUAACUCUAGGUGUCUCGGUAAAACACUUGGGCAAAAGAUACCUCACAUUUCUUUCCCUGGGGGCCAACAUUGUCUGCAUCUAUGGUAUAGGUGGUUAUCUCUUAGCAGGAAUCAAUCUACCUUGGAUUCCUGUAGUUCUGUUUUCUUUGACUUACUUCUUCGGGACCAUUGUGGCUACCAUUCCAUGGAUGUACCUGAUAGAAUUAUUUCCCUUACGAGCCAGAAGUUUAGGCAGUGGUUUAGGCGCGGCUUACGCCUACGUCGUAUUUUUCGCGGGAACCAAGACCUACUUCAACGUAGUGUCCUGGCUAAACGUCUCUGGGACAUGCAUCCUCUACGGGACCGUGGGACUGCUUGGGAUGGUCUACCUGUACCUGGACCUACCAGAGACCGAGGGCCAGACUCUGGAGCACAUAGAGAUGGACCUCAGAGGACGACGAUCAGGUAGAAGAGGAGAGGAUGAUGUGCGCGUGGAAGCGGGUGAUGGUAAAAGACAAACCGAACGUGAAUAGGUCUUAAAUAACCACCGCAAACUGUUAUAGGUCCGAUUGAAUUUACGUUAGGCCUACAUAUAUAGACGUCCCAACUACAUGCACCAGCCAAUGUAUCAAUGGAAAAAAUCAUUACCUUACAAUAUCCUUAUCGUUUGUCUGGUCAAAAUACAUGUGAUACGUUACAACUGCCACAUCUUCAGGUUUAACCUCUUCUAAGAUUCGUAAUUAUAUUUAUUAUUGAAUCCAAGA
This is a messenger RNA of Macrosteles quadrilineatus (aster leafhopper), 1740 nucleotides long. RefSeq names its product facilitated trehalose transporter Tret1-like. The coding region runs from base 1 to 1509 and encodes 502 amino acids. Gene Ontology annotation, cellular component: membrane. Gene Ontology annotation, molecular function: transmembrane transporter activity. NCBI's taxonomy places the organism in Eukaryota, Metazoa, Arthropoda, Insecta, Hemiptera, Cicadellidae. Gene Ontology annotation, biological process: transmembrane transport. The transcript is spliced from 7 exons. The record is from RefSeq and is a predicted model, not a curated record.